Molecule: messenger RNA, 1212 nt
Organism: Aspergillus candidus
Lineage: Eukaryota; Fungi; Ascomycota; Eurotiomycetes; Eurotiales; Aspergillaceae
Product: aromatic ring-hydroxylating oxygenase subunit alpha
Exons: 4
Coding region: 125-1084 (319 amino acids)
Molecular function (GO): 2 iron, 2 sulfur cluster binding; iron ion binding
Source: RefSeq, a predicted model, not a curated record
CGGGCCGUUGGACUAUAUAUAUUAGUCGACAUUACAAUGGACUCGAUUGUUUACUGCCUGGUCAUACAAGCAGACUUGUCAAUGUGUUUCAGUCUGAAUCUGCAGUUUGAGAUAACUGACCACCAUGUCUGAGCUCGCCCGCACCCUGCCAGCAUCCUGGUACUGCAGCUCCCAGCUGUAUCAACUCGAAAAGAGAGCGGUCUUCAUGAAGUCAUGGUAUCUUCUGGGCCCAGUGACCAGGUUCUGCAAAGUUGGAGAGAAAAUCGAGUAUGAAGUGGCUCAGCAGCCCAUCGAGGCCUUCCGAAGCUCUGGAGAGACACCUGUUCCAGGCGCAGAGGAAAUCCAGGUGGUGUGCGCCAAAACGGAGAAACCCCGUCGCUUCCACAUCACAAACACCGGCCUGGUCUUCACAACGGUGUCAGAUGAUGCUCCCAGCUUCGAUGAAUUCUUUCCCGACCUGGAGCCGCUGCUGUCCAAAGUGGAUUUUACCCGGCUGCCCUAUAAGCGGAGCAUCAGCUACGAGGGGCGUUUCAACUGGAAGACCAUGGUAGACGGCUACCAAGAGUGUCUUCACUGCCAGUACACGCACCCGUCCUUCUCGGUCUACUACCCGCCGACGACGUACAUGGUGCACAACCACAAGAACUUCUCGCAGCACAUUGCCGAUCCCAACAAGGCGGACGACGGGCUGUUCCUCUACUUCUUCCCCAACUGCACGCUGAAUGUGUACGGCGGGGGCAUGUCGUCGUUCCGCGUCUGUCCCACCGAGGACCCUAAUGUGACCCGCAUGGAGUUCGACUACUACCAUAAGGAGUCGGGCGACAAGUUCGAAGACUACUAUAAGUUUGUGCGCCAGGUGGCCUUGGAGGACUUCGAGCUGUGCGAAAAAGCCCAGCACAAUCUUGGAAUGGGAAUCUACACCGAGGGCAUACUCAAUCCGGAGAAAGAAAAUGGCGUGUCUCACUAUCAAAACCGUGUCUUUGAGAUGGUUCGUCAGCAGUACACGGAGGAUCAAGAACGCCCCGAGGCUGACCAGUUGACUGUGUCAGAGACGUAUUCUGGACACGUCAAAGCCGCUGCGUGAUGGACAGAUAAGCCCGAAGGAAUCAUGGGGGUCACGAUUACUUAGUCUUUAGUCAUGGGAGUAGCACUGUAACUAUCUUUUCAGGUCCUAGAUAUGAUAAGAAUGAAAGCAGUCAUUUACCAGAUUGA